Molecule: messenger RNA, 1605 nt
Organism: Osmerus eperlanus (European smelt)
Lineage: Eukaryota; Metazoa; Chordata; Actinopteri; Osmeriformes; Osmeridae
Gene: rwdd3
Product: RWD domain containing 3
Exons: 5
Coding region: 113-925 (270 amino acids)
Biological process (GO): positive regulation of hypoxia-inducible factor-1alpha signaling pathway; positive regulation of protein sumoylation
Molecular function (GO): protein binding
Source: RefSeq, a predicted model, not a curated record
AAACACUGCGCACCUAAAAAGGGAAAAAGUUCCAGUGAGAAGAUGACAGGCAUUGGGAGUCUUGGACAUCCAUUAGGUUACCCGGCUGGUUGUCGGAUGUCUGCAGUUAGCGAUGUCUGAAGCGGUUCUGGAUGAAAUAGCUGCGCUGUCCGCAAUAUACUGCGACAAGGACGAGUUCGAGGUGCUGGAAGAUUCAGACGAAAAGGGAACGGUCUUCCGUAUCCAGUUCUCGGCUGUUAAAUCUACCGGGGAGAGUGUUUACCUGCGCCUACUGUUCCACCUCCCGCCUGGGUACCCCGCGCGCCUUCCAGAGGUAUCGGUGUCGUCAGAGCAGCUGACCCGGAAGCAAUGCCGGCUGCUGGGAGAGCGGGCGUUGCAACGCGCUGGGGUUUUGGCGCCAGAACCCAUGGUGCUCGAGCUGGUGCGGUGGGUGCAGGACACUCUGUCAGAGCUGAGUCUGGACCCAGGCUGGUCUGGGGAACAGCAGGAGGAGAUGAAGACGAGAGAGGAGGAGGAGAGGAGGAGAGAGGAGUGUGCUGGCUGGACAGCCCUGCUCCUGGUGGACCACAUGAGGAGCAGGGUGAGGUACGUGAAGAUGAUCCGGAGGUGGAGCUCUGAGCUGCAGUUGGUUGGAAGGCUGUUCCUGGGGCCUCUCAUCCUGGUGCUGCUGCAGGGGCCACACGCCAACAUCAAGGAGUACAUCCAUCUCCAGAGGACUGUGAAGGUGGAUGUGGACUCUUCUGGGAAGAGGUGUAAAGAGAAGAUGAUGAAGAUCCUCUAUGAACAACCUUCCUCCUCCUCUAAACAACCCAAACAGAUGUCGUCUUUUGAAGUCGUAGAGUUUUCAUCCCUGGAUCAGAUGAGGCAUGCGUUUGAGGAUGUUGGACAACUGGAACUGUUCCAGGAGUUUGUUCCAACCUUGUAGAAGCCAUCCCAUCAUUUCCUGUCAUGGAAAGAAGCUGUCCACUUCCUGUGUGAGAACACAGUAACAGGAACAGUGGAUGGAGUAGAUGUAAGGAAGUAGGACUGAUCAGUGGACACUGGCUUAGACGUGCCAAAUCACUUGGAUAAAAAUGUUUAUAUAAAUCUUACAUUUUAUAUUUCAUCUCUUCAUUGUCCACUAGAUGGCACUGAGCCAACACGGUCUCACAGCCUCCAUCUUGGUUAUCAGGGACGAGGAACAGAGAAUAGGUGUUGACACGUUUGUUUAGUCCUCCAUGACCUGCCGUUCAUAAGAGCGGGUUCAGUGGUCUGCUCCUCUGCUGAACUGGACCUGUGUUCACCGGGGACACGCUGGAGUUCAAAUCAAACACACUCCACCUCUGUACUGCGGUCAGAUUGUUUGACGAAGCAGGUAUAAUGAAACCAUGGCAACACCUUUACCAUCUCCUGUCCUGGACAUAAAUACACCUGGCCUUUCCCCCAGGGCACACACACACACACGCCACACGCAUGCACACACACAUUCUCUUAAUUACACUGCGGAAAUGGCAGUCAUUCACCUCACCCUUUCUCUCUGGGACCCAGACAACAGACCGGGAGGUGUGUCUGGGUGGGUGUGUGUGUCUGUGUGUGUGUGUCUGGGUGUGUGUGUGUGUGUGUCUG